This is a messenger RNA of Canis lupus familiaris (dog), 2881 nucleotides long. It is a transcript of the gene COP1, whose product is annotated as COP1 E3 ubiquitin ligase. The transcript is spliced from 21 exons. The record is from RefSeq and is a predicted model, not a curated record. NCBI's taxonomy places the organism in Eukaryota, Metazoa, Chordata, Mammalia, Carnivora, Canidae. Bases 327 to 2561 code for a protein of 744 amino acids. Gene Ontology annotation, biological process: proteasome-mediated ubiquitin-dependent protein catabolic process. Gene Ontology annotation, molecular function: protein binding; ubiquitin protein ligase activity.
CCCUCGGCGCGCCCCGGUUGGCUGCGGCGGGGCUCGCGGCGGUGGCGGCCUCGGCGGCGGCAGUGGUUUCUCCUCCGCUGUUUCAGUUUCCUCCGCCCCCUCCUCCCGUCGGACGCGGCUGUGUGCUCGCCUUAAACAAAAAAAAAAAAAAAAAGAAAAAAGAAAAAAAAAGAUCAACUUUAUUGUUCCUCAGCCCCACCUCCCGGCGCGGCGCGGCGCGGCGCGCGGCCUCAGGAUGCACUGAGGUUGAGGGGAGGUGAGGGGAGGGAGGCGGCGGCGGGUCGCGGUCCCUCUCCGAGCGCCCGGCCGGAGGUGGGGGAGGCACGAUGUCCGGGAGCCGCCAGGCCGGGUCGGGCUCCGCCGGGACCAGCCCCGGCUCCUCGGCGGCCUCCUCGGUGACUUCCGCCUCCUCGUCCUUGUCCUCCUCCCCGUCGCCCCCUUCGGCGGCGGCGGCGGCGGCGGCGGCGGCGGCGGCGGCGGCGUCCGGCGGGGCGGCCCAGGCCGCGGGGUCGGGCGGCCUCGGGGGCCCGGCGGCGCGGCCUGUGCUGGUGGCGGCCGCCGUGUCGGGCAGCGGCGGCGGGGCGGUGUCCGCGGGCCAGUCUCGGCUCAGCUGCGCGGCCAGGCCCAGCGCCGGCGUGGGAGGGAGCAGCUCCGGCCUCGGCAGCGGCAGCCGGAAGAGACCUCUGCUCGCCCCCCUGUGCAACGGGCUCAUCAACUCCUACGAGGACAAAAGCAACGACUUCGUGUGCCCUAUCUGCUUUGAUAUGAUUGAGGAAGCAUACAUGACGAAAUGUGGCCACAGCUUUUGCUACAAGUGUAUUCAUCAGAGUUUGGAGGAUAAUAAUAGAUGUCCAAAGUGUAACUAUGUUGUGGAUAAUAUUGACCAUCUGUAUCCUAAUUUCUUGGUGAAUGAGCUUAUUCUCAAACAGAAGCAAAGAUUUGAGGAAAAGAGGUUCAAAUUAGACCACUCAGUGAGUAGCACCAAUGGCCACAGGUGGCAAAUAUUACAGGAUUUGUUGGGAACUGACCAAGAUAACCUUGAUUUGGCCAAUGUCAACCUCAUGUUGGAAUUACUAGUGCAGAAGAAGAAACAACUGGAAGCAGAAUCACAUGCAGCCCAACUACAGAUCCUUAUGGAAUUCCUCAAGGUUGCAAGAAGAAAUAAGAGAGAGAAAGAGCAUGCAAGCUUGAAGAAGCAACUGGAACAGAUCCAGAAGGAGCUGAGUGUUUUGGAAGAGGAUAUUAAAAGAGUGGAAGAAAUGAGUGGCUUGUAUUCUCCUGUCAGUGAGGAUAGCACGGUGCCUCAAUUUGAAGCUCCUUCUCCAUCACACAGUAAUAUUAUUGAUUCCACAGAAUACAGCCAACCUCCUGGUUUCAGUGGCAGUUCUCAGACAAAGAAGCAGCCUUGGUAUAACAGCACAUUAGCAUCACGAAGAAAACGACUCACUGCUCAUUUUGAAGACUUAGAGCAAUGUUACUUUUCUACAAGGAUGUCUCGUAUUUCAGAUGAUAGUCGAACUGCAAGCCAGUUGGAUGAAUUUCAGGAAUGCUUGUCCAAGUUUACUCGGUAUAAUUCAGUACGACCUUUGGCUACAUUGUCAUAUGCUAGUGAUCUCUAUAAUGGUUCCAGCAUAGUCUCUAGUAUUGAAUUUGACCGAGAUUGUGACUAUUUUGCAAUUGCUGGGGUUACAAAGAAGAUUAAAGUCUAUGAAUAUGGCACAGUCAUUCAGGAUGCGGUGGAUAUUCAUUACCCUGAAAAUGAAAUGACCUGCAAUUCCAAAAUCAGCUGUAUCAGUUGGAGUAGUUACCAUAAGAAUCUGUUAGCCAGCAGUGAUUAUGAAGGCACUGUCAUCCUAUGGGAUGGAUUCACAGGACAGAGGUCAAAGGUCUAUCAGGAACAUGAGAAAAGGUGUUGGAGUGUUGACUUUAACUUAAUGGAUCCUAAACUCUUGGCAUCGGGUUCUGAUGAUGCAAAAGUGAAGCUAUGGUCUACCAACCUAGACAACUCAGUGGCAAGCAUUGAGGCGAAGGCUAAUGUAUGCUGUGUUAAAUUCAGCCCUUCUUCUAGAUACCAUUUGGCUUUUGGCUGUGCAGAUCACUGUGUCCACUACUAUGAUCUUCGUAACACUAAACAGCCAAUCAUGGUAUUCAAGGGACACCGAAAAGCAGUCUCUUAUGCAAAGUUUGUGAGUGGUGAGGAAAUCGUCUCUGCCUCAACAGACAGCCAGCUAAAGCUGUGGAAUGUAGGGAAACCAUACUGUCUACGUUCCUUCAAGGGUCACAUCAAUGAAAAAAACUUUGUAGGCCUCGCUUCCAAUGGCGAUUAUAUAGCUUGUGGAAGUGAGAACAACUCUCUUUACUUAUACUAUAAAGGACUUUCUAAGACUUUGCUAACUUUUAAGUUUGAUACGGUCAAAAGUGUUCUGGAUAAAGACCGAAAAGAAGAUGAUACAAAUGAAUUUGUUAGUGCCGUGUGCUGGAGGGCAUUGCCAGAUGGGGAGUCCAAUGUGCUGAUUGCUGCUAACAGUCAGGGUACAAUUAAGGUGCUGGAGUUGGUAUGAAGGGUUUACUCAAGUUAAAUUGUAUUUGAUCCUGCUGAAAUACAUCUGCAGCUGACAAUGAGAGAAGAUAGAAACUCAUGUGAUGUCUCUCCCCAAAGUCACCAUGAGUUUUGGAUUUGUUUUGAGUAUUUUUUCUUUUCUUUUUCUUUUCUCCUUCACGACUUUUGGGACAUUGGGAAUACCCAGUGAACUCUCCACCAUCAAUGUAACUCUAUGGACUUUGCUGCUGUUGGUGGUGUGGUUAUCUAAUUUUUGUGAUAGGGAAACAAAUUCUUUUGAAUAAAAAUAAAUAACAAAAAAUAAAAGUUUAUUGAGCCACA